This is a messenger RNA of Rhododendron vialii, 771 nucleotides long. RefSeq names its product MAPK kinase substrate protein At1g80180. The record is from RefSeq and is a predicted model, not a curated record. The transcript has a single exon. Lineage: Eukaryota; Viridiplantae; Streptophyta; Magnoliopsida; Ericales; Ericaceae. The coding region runs from base 92 to 553 and encodes 153 amino acids.
UCUCUCUCUAUAAAUACAAUACACACAUCAACUUCGAUAUUUUGCACUCAAAAAUUCAAAGAGAGAGUUCUAGAGGGAGAGGGAGAGGGCGAUGACUAGAUUACAGAGAUCCGUAACCUCGUUCAGGAGGCAGGGCUCAUCUGGAACGGUAUGGGACGACAAGUUCCUCAACGAAUUGAGUGAUCAAUUGAACCAGAAAGCAGAAGGAGAAAACAAACCUCAGGAAGAGGAGAAUCCUGCGAUAGCCGUCGGAUCAACCAGCACCAUCCGACGGAGCAGGUCGAUGAUCACCACCAUCGAGCGGAGCAGAUCGAUCAGCACCGUCCAAAGGAGCAGAUCGAACGGCAGCAUCGAGCGGAGCAGAUCGAACGGCAGCGUCGAACGGAGCAGAUCAAGCGGCAGUGGGCGGGCAUUGACCACCCGGAGGGUUCUGGUCUUAUCUCCUGCGCUCGACCCGCCGUCCCCGAGAGUUUCUGCUUGCGGGUUUUGCGGGUUUUCCCGUAAGAAGGAAAAUCGUCGCCGACCCAAAUCCGGUAAGCGUAGAGUAGGAUAGAUGUGGCCGGAGAUGUUGUCGGAGGUGAACAUUCAUUGGAUGACGUGUAUUGUGAUGGGUUCGUCGUCUUUGAGCGUUAAAGGGUAUAUGAAAUACUGGCGAAUAGUAUAGGCUAUAGGAGUAUUUUGAAGUUCAUCUCAAUAAGUAUUUGGGAAUUUUGUGGAACACCAAAAGGAGAGAGAAAAAUAAAAACGAUCCUCUGUUUUUGUUGUUUUUCA